AUGUUUGUAUAUCCUCACAAACUUAUUCUAAAAACUUGUGGUACUACAACCCUUCUUGCCGCUAUACCCCGUUUAUUAGAAAUUGUUUCACAAUAUUGUAAUUGUCGUAAAAUUUGGAGAGUUUUUUAUUCUCGUAAAAGUUUCAUGUUUCCAGAAAGACAAUUACAUCCUCAUAAGGAUUGGAAAGAUGAAGUCGCUUAUUUGGAUCAACAUUUUGCUGCGUACACAGUGGGAAAAGUUAAUGACGACCAUUGUCACAAUAAUCGCAAUAAUCACAAAUAUCACGAUGAUGAUCAAACCAUAGAAAUUUUAAUGACCGAAUUAAGUCCAGCGACAAUUAGAAAAUUCUAUCGUAAACCUGUGGAUGAAGAUUCAGGAGGUAAAGGAGGUACAAGAAUUGAUAGAGAAACUGGUUUAAUCAACUUAUAUCCUUCUGCAUUACUUGAUUCAUAUCUAUUUGAACCUUGUGGAUAUUCUUCAAAUGGAUUACUUAAAGAUAAUUAUUUUAAUAUUCACGUCACACCAGAGGUAGAUUGUUCUUAUGCUUCAUUUGAAACAAAUAUCUUUGAAAAUCAUGAAAAAAUUCCGAAUCUCAUUAAUCAAGUGAUUAACAUUUUUGAACCGAGAAAAUUUACUGUAACGGUUUUCAAUACGAAUACCCCAAAUACGGAUAAAAAACUUCUGAUAUCAUCUAUAAGUAAUUUUUGGGGUUACGUUCGAAAAGAUAAAAUACUUUAUGAAUUUGAUGGUUACGAUUUGAUUUUUGGACAUUUUGAAAGAGAAAAAAAUGUAAAAAUAUAA
Messenger RNA from Diversispora eburnea, 801 nucleotides. The record is from the annotation of a GenBank genome assembly. NCBI's taxonomy places the organism in Eukaryota, Fungi, Glomeromycota, Glomeromycetes, Diversisporales, Diversisporaceae.